AUGUCCGGUAUCUUGAUGGCAUACAAAAUCCAGAAACAUUUAAAGUCAUACAUAGAUUUUCAAAUUCUCGAGAAAUCUCCUGAGCUUGGAGGCACUUGGUACGAAAACAGGUAUCCAGGUUGCGCAUGCGACGUUCCCAGUCACUGCUAUCAGUUCUCUUUUGCUCCAAACCCGGACUGGUCAAGAUUUUACGCUUCCUCCAAGGAGAUUCAAGCGUACAUGGUGCGAGUCGCAAGACACUUCGACCUAGAGAGACACAUCAAGUAUAACAGUAAAGUGGUCUUGGCAAGAUGGUCUGACUCAUCUAGUACUUGGACUGUUAAGACUGAAGAUGGUUCUACAUUUGAGUCUGAGCUGCUGGUGAACGCUGGUGGAAUUCUGAACCAUCCUCAAUAUCCGAAUGUGGCGGGACUCGACAAUUUUGCUGGCCCUUUGCUGCACACGGCCGAUUGGGAUGACAGAAUUAAUCUCGAACAGAAAACAAUCGGUGUAAUUGGGGCUGGGGCGAGUGCCGUUCAGCUUCUUCCCAAACUCCAACCCUUGGCCAAAAAGAUCUACAUGUAUAUCCGGACACCUUCCUAUAUCGCUCCUGCUGUCGCUGUUCCGGACCCGACCCGUCCGGACCAGGUGUAUUACAGUGAAGAAAAGGAAGAAUAUAGAAACAACCGCGAGCACUAUCUUGCCGAGCGCAAGAACUUGGAAAGCCAGUUUAAUGGUAUGUUUCGGGCCUUUUUCAAAGGAACACAACAGCAAGCCGACCUUCGAAGCAAGUUUGAGAACCGAAUGAAGGAGUUGAUCAAAGAUGAAAGCCUGCAGAAGAAACUUAUACCAAGUUUUGAGGCAGGAUGCAGACGUAUUAACCCCGGAGAACAGUAUCUCGUCUCGCUGCAACAAGCUAAUGUGGAACCCAUCUUUGAUGGAAUCACGAGUGUUACAUCCAACGGGAUUAUUUCCAACGGCACAGAGCAUGCUGUCGAUGUCCUCGUGGCAGCCACAGGUUUCAAUACAACCUUCAAGCCACGUUUCCCGAUCUUCGGCCAAAGGGGAACCAACUUGCAGGAUCUAUGGGCUGACGAGCCAAGCUCCUAUCUGGGAACUGGAGUAUCGGGAUUUCCGAAUUACUUCACCUUCCUGGGCCCCAACACCCCUAUCUCGAACGGGAGCGCGCUAGGUCCCAUUGAAGCAACGGGCGACUACUUCAUCAGACUGUUUUCAAAGAUGAUCCGACAGCGAGUUCGAUGUGUUGAUAUUCGGCCCGAAGCUCAAAAUGACUUCGAUAAGCAUACCCAGGCACUGAUGAAAGAUACAGUGUGGACGGGAACUUGCCGCAGUUGGUUCAAAAAAGGUACGAACGGCAAAGUCACAGCUAUUUGGCCUGGAAGCUCGCUUCAUUAUAUGCAGUGCCUAGCCGAAGAUCGAUGGGAAGACUAUUACUGGCAGUACGAUACUGAGAGGUACGCGUACUGGGGACAGGGGAUCUCAUGGAUUGAGAAUCUUGAGCUGGACCCGCUGGGGCUCAAAAUCCAAGAGUAUCAUUCAAACAUGACGACAAUCCCAGACCGGGAUUCCGACUUGAGCUUUUACCUUCACAAAGAUGCGCCUAUACCUCUGGAAGCUGCAAGCACUACCAACAAUGCUGUUCCUGAAAGUGCGAGCCCCGUUAUUGUAGGGGAGAAGAUCAGCUCGGAUUCAGUUUUGCAGGAGGGAAGCGUCGGCUCGGACAGCGGCGUGGGCAUAUCUAAUGAUGGCGAGUUGCACCAUAAAGCGUCUAUUAAGGAUUGGGAUGCAACAAUUAACAAGUUGGGGGACGAUCCUAUUGUUGUUCCUGUUUGA
Clonostachys byssicola is the source of this 1833-nucleotide messenger RNA. Lineage: Eukaryota; Fungi; Ascomycota; Sordariomycetes; Hypocreales; Bionectriaceae. The record is from the annotation of a GenBank genome assembly.